Hemicordylus capensis (graceful crag lizard) is the source of this 3120-nucleotide messenger RNA. It is a transcript of the gene DBF4B, whose product is annotated as DBF4 zinc finger B. The coding region runs from base 331 to 2607 and encodes 758 amino acids. Gene Ontology annotation, cellular component: Dbf4-dependent protein kinase complex; nucleus. NCBI's taxonomy places the organism in Eukaryota, Metazoa, Chordata, Lepidosauria, Squamata, Cordylidae. The record is from RefSeq and is a predicted model, not a curated record. Gene Ontology annotation, biological process: positive regulation of nuclear cell cycle DNA replication; regulation of cell cycle phase transition. The transcript is spliced from 13 exons. Gene Ontology annotation, molecular function: protein serine/threonine kinase activator activity; zinc ion binding; nucleic acid binding.
AUAAGGCUCUUGAUUUCUCAAGGCAUGGUGAAUUGCAGUUGCUUGCAUUCUCCGGGACUGGAUCUGAGUAAACUAGAUUUGUUUCUGCCCAGUAUCUCUGUUGUGUUGUGUGGAGGAGUUGUCUCGCCUUGCAAAACGGUUCCCCUGCCCCCAGAUUCCCGUGUGUGGAUUGUUAUGAGUUUAGGCUCUUUGGAUCACCUAAACGAGGAUAGGAUUGCUAUGCUAAUUCUCCAGGACUGGUCUGCAGGAAUCAGUAUUAAUCUCCAGCCUUUUUGAAGUGACAUUUUCAGCUGAAGACUCUGUUGACCUGGCCCAACUUGCCCUGCCAACAUGGCUGAUUGGGAACUUUGCCAGUGGCAAAGUCUAGCUAGAGUGGAUUGCCAAGACCUGAACAGUCAACUCAAACCAACUCGGGAGCAAUGGAAAGCUGCAAGUUCAGUCAGGAGCCGUCCUUUGGCUGGGAAAUCUUUCUACUUGGACCUCCCUCCCAGUAACAAGAAUUUGAGGUUUCUGGCAGAGAGUGUGAAACAACUUGGUGGGGUUGUUGAAAGUUUUCUGAGUAAAGAAGUGACCUAUGUUGUCUCCAGUAGCCAAGAGGCCAAACAGAAAAAGUGGGCAGAGAAGCAAAACAGUGCUGUAUCGAGGGAUACCCAGGUUGGAACAUGGCCCUCUGCAGGACCUGGAAGUGGUUGCAGAGGUCCCGAACGCAGAUCAACAGAUACUGUCCUGAUAAGUCGUGGGAAGGAGUUCUUGCGAAAAGCUAUUGGGAGUCAGGGUAGCACCUGUGGCAACAGCAUCCUUGCUAAUGCACGAUCGUGGGGGGUACAGAUUAUGCACACAGAUGACAUGCUGUCCUGCAUACGACGGUUGGAGUCCAAGAAGCAUUUUUCCAAGGUGAAGUUGCUUGCUUCUGGGUUACAGUCUCUAAAAGUGGUAAGGCUAAAACCACCGUUCCUGAAAAUUGAAGAUGAGAGUCGGCAACACCGUCCCUUCCUUCAACAGUUUGAGAGCUUUCCAGAACUCUGUUUCCGGUCACAGAGAAGGCACAGCCCAUUCGAAGCCCCGCAAGCCGCCGCCUCCAGCAAAAAGUGGAGAGCAUCUAAAGGCCAACAGUCCCCCAGUGAACUGAGCCCUCACUCUCUCUGCUGCGUCAGGCCCAAAACGCAGAAAGGCUACUGUGAAUGUUGUAAAGAAGCCUUCAUCGACUUGCACACGCACCUUCAAGACUCGCAGCAUAAGGAAUUUGCGCUGGAUCCGUCCCACUAUGCUCUUGUGGAUCACAUCAUCUCCCAGCUGACCAAUGAUUUUGAAGUAUUCUCCUGCUCUUCGCCACAGAGGGCAUCUCUGGAUACUUACGAUGGUGACCCUUUUGGAUUUCAAGUGGCGGAUGCUGAGGGAGCAACAGUCUCUCCCUCCGGUCAAGCAGAGGAGUGCUGUGUGUUUGCUGAGGUAGAGCAGCCUGUCAGCCCGGAGGGUUUAACCCACUUGCUCGAGGACCAAGGCCAGCUCACAAAGCCCCCUCUGAAGAUGCUGAAGCCCCCUAUGCCACUUGUGUUGCACUCCCUGGAGUUGCCCUCUGACCAGACAACCGCUAAUGACAACCGCGAGCCCGACAAAGGAGGAAGAGAGGCUGCAAAUGCUAGCCCAGAGGCCAUGGCAUCCACUGGAGAGGAACAUGGUGCUGCCACCCAGCAGAAGAGGCUCUUAGCACAGCCCUCUGUGCUGCCUCGCAAGCGCAAGCUCUCUGCUUCAUAUGGGCAGGCCAAAAGGAGGAAAAUAUUACUUGAAGAGCCCCCAGAUGAGAGGCUGGUAGACAAGAACUUGCUCCCUGGUGGCCAGGAUGUUGGCACAGCAGCAGGAUGCCCUUUUCCUCCUCUAAGUGAUAAGCAGACAGUUCCUGGACAUCUUGGCCUGCCCACAGUUCCAUUCUGCACCCCCAGCCCUCCAUGUGCCUUCCCACAACUACCUGAGGAGGGCCUUCCCUGUCGCCCUUCUAAGCUUGUUGCUGUAGGCAUUAGUAGUUCCCAAAUCCCAGUGCAGCAUCUAGACCAGAGUGAAGUGUUUGCUGUAUGCCCCUGUGAAAAACAGGACACACAUUCUCCUUGCAACUUCCUUAGUCCUAAUACUGAGUUGAGAGAAAUGUCUGGCUUACCUGUGGACAAGCACCUAACCCCCAAGUUGCCAGGCUCUAUGGACCAGCGGUGCUCCCCUUGCAUGAACAUCUCCGAGCUCACACAAGAUGUGUUGCUACAGCAACCAGGCCUAGGCCCAAGCCCUGGCCUGCCUCGCCCUCGCUGUCCUAGAACCAAUCCUCCUACUGAAGCAAAGAGCUCUUCCUCAGAAUCGGAAUGGGAUGGGCCACUUCUGUGUGUGCUGGCAGAUGCCUCCCGUCUCCAGUUCCAGUGUCCAGUUGAUGCUGCCCUGCUAGGGGCCAGUGUCAGCAUGCAAGACAGUAGCUAUGACUCCCACCUCUGCUCUGUGCUCUGGCAAACGCCAGAGCCCAACUGGGCCCACAAGGAGAACCCAGAUUGCUGGAACAGCCGCACAGAGAUGGAGAGGCCUCCCUUUUCUGCAGUUGGGGCCUGCCUGGAAAAUUGGGCAAGCUAGACUCUUCUCUAAACUUCCCUCAGCCUGCCAGCCUCCACCACCACUGUUUCACUUUGCUUUGCUCUCUGAUGGAUCUCCUCUUGGCAGAAGCAGCGAGAAGAGUCUUGUGUUGUAGAAAGAAGCACUUGCUGCACUAACACUUCCAAUAUCCUUCCCCCACCUGCUUCUUCCUCCAGGAAGUGGGGGAAUGGUCAGACGAGCAUAGAGCUCUUGGGCAGCAAUAAAGAAAUGGCCAGGUGGGCUCUUUGAACUGCCUUUGAACUUUUGUUACUUUGCAAUCCCGGAUAAAGGAGAGUGUUUGUCUAUAGCAGCUCCUCUCACAUCUACAUUCUGCACCUUGUAACAGAGGGGGUAGAAGAUCUGCCAGUGAAUGACUUGGAUUUUUCUCCCAAUAUACUCCUGAUCUUUCUGUAAGCACUUAUUUCUCCAUAUGAACCUGGUGUGUGUUUUGUGAGUUUUUUGUUUUUAGUAGCAUUUUACUACCCCCUUUUUGAAAAUAAAUUUAUUUCUGAA